AUGGAUGUCCCAUUUCAGCAAAUGGCCUCUACUCUUCAACAGUUCAUGCAAAGUCAAACCAUCAUAAACAACCAAACUUCUCAAACCAUCAAUGACAUAAGGAAUAAUUUGACCAAACUGAACACAACCCUAAAUGCACAAGAGAAAGGCAAGUUCCCAGCUCAAACCCAACCAAAUCCUCAAGUCCAAAUUGCUGCCAUAGAACUUUCGUCCUCUGCUGAAGCAAACUUAAAGACUUGCAAGGCUAUAAUAACUCUUUGUAGUGGUAAGAAGGUUGGUACAUCGAGUAAUGAAGUUGACAAGAAUGGUGAGAGCUCCACUUCAAAUGCACAAGAGCAAGAGAGUCAAAUGGAAUAUGUUUCACCUGAAAUCUUAGAAAAUAUUGAGUUGUUGGAUAUUAAUGCAGUAAAUUCUAGUGCAGUUGAGCAAGAGAGGCAACUCCUACGGGUUCUCAAGCAACAUAAAGCAGCACUUGGAUGGUCAGUUGCCGACAUCAAAGGAAUCAGCUCCACCAUUUGCACACAUCAAAUUUUUCUGGAGGAAAAUUCAGCACCAAAUCGAGAGAUGCAAAGGAGGUUGAAUCCUACAAUGAAGGAGGUGGUUAAAAAUGAAGUCUUGAACCUCUUGGAUGUAGGAAUCAUCUAUCCCAUCUCGGAUAGCCAAUGGGACACACCCCACCACAUUGAAACCCUCAAGACAUCAAAAAGUUUAAAUUGGAGGACAGCUUUUAAAACUGUCAUAAGCAUGUCUCCCUAUCGUUUGGUUUACGGUAAAACAUGUCAUCUUCCUAUUAAGCUAGAACACAAGGCUUAUUGGGCUAUCAAACAUUUUAACUUUUCUACUAACAAUUCUAGUGUUUUAAGGAAAUUUGAGCUGUAUGAAUUAGAAGAGUUGAGACAUGAUGCCUACAAUAAUGCCAAACUCUACAAGGAGAAAACUAAGGCUUUCCAUGAUAAGUAUAUUCUGAGAAAGAGUUUUCUCCCCAAUCAAAAGGUUCUCCUCUACAACUCUAGACUCCAUAUGUUUGCCGGUAAAUUUCAAUCCAAAUGGAGUGAUCCUUAUAUUAUUCAGGCAAUGUUUUUCCAUGGGACUAUUGAAAUCCUCAAUCUACACAAUGGCAAUAUCUUUAAGGUUAAUAGACAGUGGCUCAAAGCUUUCCUUGACCAUUUUUCACCUAAGGAUGCCACUAUUCAUUUACUAAACCCUGACCCUCCAGCCGAGCCUUGA
Molecule: messenger RNA, 1227 nt
Organism: Carya illinoinensis
Lineage: Eukaryota; Viridiplantae; Streptophyta; Magnoliopsida; Fagales; Juglandaceae
Exons: 5
Coding region: 1-1227 (408 amino acids)
Source: RefSeq, a predicted model, not a curated record